AUGGUGGACGUAGUUAACAAAAAGUGCGUGGGUGGUUGUUUAAAGCAGCCCAACUACAACUAUCCGACCGAAAAAAGGGCUUUAUGUUGCAACGAUUGCAAGUUACCAGGAAUGGUAGAUGUUGUUAAUAAACGGUGCGCUGGUGGUUGUGGAAGAUUCUCGGUUUAUAACACUCCAGGAGAGAAGAAACCCCUAUAUUGUAAGCAAUGUAAAACUUUUGAUAUGAUCGAUGUUAAGAAUAAGAGGUGCCUAGGUGGCUGUGGCAAACACCCAUCCUGUAAUUAUCCAGCUGGCGAGACCACCUUUCCUGUUUUGAAACUUCUCCUAAGUCGCUUGGCUCCCCCCCUCCAACACGAAGCAAAAACAGUCACUGUUGUAAUAAUCUCCAGGCCUUCGAGGACUUUAACAGACUCCAAUGAAUACUGCCCCAUUAGCCUACUUCAGCAGUACAUAAAAACCGUGAAGGCUGUUUUACUACGCCACUAG
This is a messenger RNA of Zophobas morio, 486 nucleotides long. RefSeq lists its product as uncharacterized. The record is from RefSeq and is a predicted model, not a curated record. The transcript has 2 exons. Bases 1 to 486 code for a protein of 161 amino acids. NCBI's taxonomy places the organism in Eukaryota, Metazoa, Arthropoda, Insecta, Coleoptera, Tenebrionidae.